Molecule: messenger RNA, 1582 nt
Organism: Cucumis melo (muskmelon)
Lineage: Eukaryota; Viridiplantae; Streptophyta; Magnoliopsida; Cucurbitales; Cucurbitaceae
Product: cytochrome b561 and DOMON domain-containing protein At4g12980-like
Exons: 3
Coding region: 28-1332 (434 amino acids)
Source: RefSeq, a predicted model, not a curated record
CCCUAACAAGAAACCCAAAAAAGAAAAAUGCAUCAUUAUUCAUCUAUCCCUUUCUUCAUUCUAACCAUUAUCUUCUCAACCCUCCUCACCUCAUCCAACUCCCACCGUUGUUCAGACAAAUUCCAAGAGCUCGUCAAUACCCGGAAUCUCUCGAAUUGCCAACGCCUCCCGACGCUCGGUGCGGAGCUCGGUUGGAGCCUCCCUGUAUCCGACAAAUCCCACCACGUAUUUCGAGUCCUCUUUGGCGCCCCGAUGGAAUUCGACGGGGGGUGGUUGGCAUGGGGAGUGAAUCCAGGGCAAAAGCCAGAGAUGGUGGGGACGAGAGCUGUGAUUGGGAUCAAGAACCCUACGAAUGGGUCUACUUAUUGUAGGAGUUAUAAUGUGACCUAUGAGACACGAAUUAAAUGCCCGCUUCGACCGACGAAUAUGGAGGAGAUAAAGUGUACAAAAUUCGAAUAUGAAAACACGACGGAGUACCAUUUGAUUUCCGCUAGUUUGAAUCUUUCGGCUGUGGAUUAUAAUGUUUCGAAGCUUAAUAUUGUGUGGCAAAGUGGAUUAGGUGUUGAGGAAGAUAGGCCAUUAGCGCAUACGGCUACUUUAAAGAAUGUUGAUUGUGUUGAGACGCUUAAUUUGUUUACGGCUAAAAGUACUGAUAUGGCUCACCUCAAGGCUUACCUUAGACAAGUGCAUGGAGUAUUGAACAUUAUAGGAUGGGGAACAUUGUUACCAAUAGGAGCAAUAAUAGCAAGAUUCUUUAGGAAAUUCCCUUUUCAGAGCGAGGUUUGGUGGUUCCAUACUCAUGUGGGAUGCCAAUUUGCUGGGUUCGCCAUUGGCGGGGUUGGUUGGGGGAUUGGAUUGUGGCUCGCACAUAGUUCACCUCGCUACAUUUUCCUAACUCAUCAUGUCUUCGCCAUCUUCAUCUUCGUUUUCGCCGCUUUACAAACAUUGGCAAUAAAGUUUAAGCCCGGACUUACGGACGAAUUUCGAAAAGUGUGGAACAUCUAUCAUCAUUUUCUAGGAUAUGCUUUAUUAGCAUUGAUAUAUAUAAACAUAUUUGAAGGACUGAAAAUCUUGAAGCCAGAGAAUAAAGAGAAAUGGAAAUAUGCAGUGAUUGGAAUUCUUAUAGCAUUAGGGUUAAUCACUUUGGUUCUUGAAGUCCAUACUUGGAGAAAGUUUAUCAAAGAAAGAACUACAAUGAAGAAAUUAGAGUCUCAAUUUCUUAAUCAACCUAAGGCUAAUCAACAACAAGAAGAAGAUGGGAGUGGAACAAUAACUCAAUCACCACCAUUUUCAAGAAGAAACUCUCCCUCUACACCUACAUCAAUGGAAUAGUAAAAAUAUUCAAUUCCAACUUUUUUGUAUGGGAGAGAUGUAUUUUUGAUAUAUACUUUGGACUUUUGUGAUGAUAUAAUUUGUUUUGGUGUUUAAGUUAUUUCGUAAUGUUAAAAUUCACAAGAAAAAGAAACCUAGAAUAUGAUAGAUGCCUUUUUUAUUUUUUUUAAUUUUUUGCUACUACGGUUUGAGAAUUUCAUAUUGCAAAAACAAAUUAAGAGAGAGCUCAAUAAUAAUGUUCGUAAAGAUA